Molecule: messenger RNA, 3018 nt
Organism: Bubalus bubalis (water buffalo)
Lineage: Eukaryota; Metazoa; Chordata; Mammalia; Artiodactyla; Bovidae
Gene: UTP25
Product: UTP25 small subunit processor component
Exons: 12
Coding region: 115-2382 (755 amino acids)
Biological process (GO): maturation of SSU-rRNA from tricistronic rRNA transcript (SSU-rRNA, 5.8S rRNA, LSU-rRNA)
Cellular component (GO): nucleolus; small-subunit processome
Molecular function (GO): rRNA binding; U3 snoRNA binding
Source: RefSeq, a predicted model, not a curated record
UUAUGGCACGCCCCUGCCGCCGUAAAGCGCCGCCGGCGGUCGCGCGUGAAUGGGUCGACAGGUCUACUUCCAGGCGUGAAGCUAGUGGAGGUGGGCGGACUUGCGGUGCUCGCCAUGGGCAAACGUGGGAACCGGAGCCAGAGCCAGCUGCUCGGCUCCCUGACUAAAAAGCAGAAGAAGCAUCUUCGGGAUUUCGGCGAGGAGCACCCCUUCUAUGACAGGGUUUCCAGAAAGGAAGCAAAACCACAGACUUGUCAACUGUCAGAGAGUUCAGAUACUUCAAGUUCUGAAAGUGAAGCAGAGAGUGAACCAGAACAAGUGUCUGGUUACCAUCGAUUACUUGCCACAUUAAAGAAUGUUUCCAAGGAAGAGGAGGAGGAGGAAGAGGAAGAAGAAGAAGAAGACAGUGUUAUGGAUGAGACAGAAAUGAAUCCUGAAGAUGGCGACAGUGAUGUCAGCGAGGAGGAAGAGAUGGCAGCAGAGUCUACUGACAUGCAGAGCAGUGUGGCCUCACCUGCUGAUCCUGAGGGAAAAGACGGGCACGGGCCACCUGGCACAUCAGAGGAGUCCCCCGAGGAGUUUACAGAUGCAAAACAUGAGUCACUCUUCAGCCUAGAAACCAAUUUUCUUGAAGAGGAAAGUGGCGGUGACCCUUCUCCGAAAGCAUCACAAGAUCCAUUUGUACAACAUGUGAACACAAAACUGAAAGAAAAAGAAAUCCAGGCUGUUGCCACAAACCCCAAAACUACCCACCAGCUAAAAUGGCCCAUCCUGGGCCAGGUUGUCUUUUCAUCCAAGUUUCAGAAGUUGGAAACCUUUAAACCCCCAAAGGACAUUGACUUAAAGUCAGUUCAUCUUCAAAAGCCCCUGGAAUCCACCUGGAUCAAGACCAACAGCCAAUUCCUCUCUGGUCCCCAAAAAUCAAGUAGCCCCUUCACACCCCUCCAGAAAGAGCUCUUCUUAAUUAUGAAUUCUUACCGGGACCUGUUCUACCCAGAAAGGACGGCCCUGAAGAAUGGGGAAGAGAUCCGACACGUGUACUGCCUGCAUGUAAUAAAUCACGUCCUCAAAGCCAAUGCCCAGGUGCUUAGCAACAACAGCAGACGCCGAAGCCAGAAACUUGGGGUGGGUGAUGAUGACGACUUCAGGGACCAAGGGCUGACAAGGCCCAAGGUGCUGAUCGUGGUGCCGUUUCGGGAAGCUGCUUUGCGGGUGGUGCAGCUCUUCAUCAGCCUCCUGGAGGGCGACAGCAAGAAGAAAAUCAUUGUCAGCAACAAAAAGAGGUUUAAUGGAGAGUACGGUUCCGAUCCCGAGGAGAGACCACCCAACCUGAAGAGGCCUGAGGACUAUGAAGCUGUGUUUGUCGGAAACAUUGAUGACCACUUCAGGAUUGGGGUGGCGAUUCUGCAGAGGAGCAUCCGACUUUACGCCCCCUUCUACUCCUCGGACAUCCUCAUCGCCUCCCCUCUGGGCUUGAGGACCAUCAUUGGUGGAGAAGGAGAGAAGAAGAGAGAUUUUGACUUUCUGUCUUCUAUCGAACUGCUCAUCAUUGAUCAAGCUGACAUUUACUUGAUGCAGAACUGGGAGCAUGUCCUGCAUUUGAUGAACCACAUGAACCUACUGCCCUUGGAUUCACAUGGGGUGGACUUUUCUCGAGUGCGGAUGUGGAGCCUCAACAAUUGGUCCAAGUACUAUCGCCAGACCCUGCUGUUCGGGGCCCUGCAGGAUGCCCAGAUCAACUCCGUGUUCAACAAGUACUGCGUCAAUGUGCAAGGCCAGGCGGCCGUGAGGAACGUCCCGAUGACAGGCUCCAUCAGUCAGGUCCUGGUGCAGCUCCCGCAUGUCUUCCAGAGAAUGGAAGUGGAAAGCCUUGCUUCCGUGAUUGAUGCCAGGUUCAACUUUUUCGUGAACAAGAUUUUGCCUCAGUAUCGGGAUGCAGUCAUGUCCCACACGCUUAUCUAUGUCCCCUCCUACUUUGACUUUGUGCGUCUCCGAAAUUACUUCAAGAAGGAGGAACUGAACUUCACUCAUAUCUGCGAGUACACCCAGAAGUCUGGGGUCUCCAGGGCCAGACACUUCUUCCUUCAAGGGGAGAAGCAGUUCCUGCUGCUCACCGAGCGCUUCCAUUUCUACAAAAGAUACACAAUAAAAGGCAUCAGGAACCUGAUUUUCUAUGAACUGCCAACAUACCCGCACUUCUACAGUGAAGUCUGUAACAUGCUGCGAGCCACCAGCAGGGGUGAGGAAGCCGCCUGGACCUGCACCGUCCUCUACUCCAAGUACGACGCCCAGCGCUUGGCCGCUGUGGUCGGGGUGGAGCGGGCGGCCCAGAUGCUGCAGUCCAAGAAGAACGUCCAUCUCUUCAUUACCGGAGAAAGAUGAGAACUGGCCGGACAGGAAACAGUGUUGGUGUGACACGUGAUGCUUGAUGCUCUGCACUGCUUGGACCCGACUCUGAUCGCUUCUACAGAGAAGGGCUGCUAGCAGGAAGGGGCACCAGGCAGCGUCUUCUCAGACACUUCUUCCUUUUCAGGUCAUGUAUCCCUGAAAAGUUCGGCGUAGACCAGAUUUUGGUACAGCCUAUCUUUGAGAGGACAGGAGGAGCUCGUGGGGGCUCUGAGAAGUCGAUAGAAGGAAUCCUCAACUUGUGAAUCUUUUUGUAAACUGUAAAUUGUUUUAUUGUGAUUAUACCUCAGAUUUAUCCUGCUUAGUAAAGUCUGUCAGAUUUGCCUGUUUCUGUUUGACACCUUCUUACACUGAGGCAUACAUUUCUAUGCUUGUGAGAACUGGUGGUGAGAAACUGGAAUCCUUCUUGCUGUUGAAUGUCAUCUUUUGGAUCGCACAGGUUUUGCAAAACUGUUAUUUUUCCCCAGCCAAACUUUUUUAAACCUUACAUAUUCUAUUUUAAUUCAACCUAGAAGAGUAUAUUCAUCCACUGAUCUUUCUUUAACUCAUAAGUGCUUUUGUUAAAAUAUAUACCUAAAAAUCACAUUAUAUAAAAUAACAAUUUCUCCUCUA